AUGGCUUUCACAACUGUUAGGUUUGAAGAGACCCCAGCAGAAAGUUCUGAACUCGUUGAAGUUCCCAUUUCCUACCACCUAAAGCACCCAUCAACCCCGCAUCUCAAAACUCUCGAUGAAUAUCUUCGUCUUUACAGAAAAUCUAUUGAGUUUCCAGAUGCUUUUUGGUCAGCGAUGGCAACGGCGUCUCUCAAAUGGGAGACCUUGUUUGAACGAGUCCAGCAUGGGAGUCUUGAAACGGGUGACCAUGCCUGGUUUAUAGGAGCUAAGCUAAACGCCUGCUACAAUUGUGUCGACCGUCACGCGCUCGCAAACCCGGACAAGGUGGCAAUGCUCUACGAGCGUGAUACACCCGGAAACGCACCCGACAAAGUCACAUACGGAGAACUACUUCGGGAUGUCUCCCGGCUUUCAUGGGUGUUGAAAGAUAUGGACGUGAGGAAGGGCGACAUUGUAACCAUCUACAUGCCGAAUGUCCCCGAGGCAGUCGUUGCUAUGCUAGCCUGUGCUCGUAUUGGGGCCGUCCAUUCCGUUGUCUUCGCUGGCUUCUCUGCUCCAUCACUCCGGGGCCGACUGGAAGAUGCCCGCUCGAGAGUUGUCUUGACUGUGGAUGAACAUGUCAGGGGAGGGAAAACAAUUCCCAUGAAAAGCACUGUCGAGCAAGCACUGAGUGGGUGCGACAACAGUUCCGUGCGGUGUCUGGUCCUGAGAAAGACUGGGAACCCCAUCCCCUGGUCCGAGAGGAGCUCAGACUUCUGGUGGCACGAGGAAUGUUUCAAGUGGCCCGGUUAUUAUGAACCAGUGCCUGUGGGUGCCGAGCAUCCCUUGUAUAUGCUCUAUACAUCGGGCUCGACGGGAAAGCCAAAAGGCCUCAUGCACUCCACAGGCGGGUAUCUGCUGGGGAGCGCGGUGUCAGGAAAUUAUGUCCUAGACCUACAUCCUUCAGACACCAUGUUUUGCGCAGGAGAUGUGGGAUGGAUUACAGGACAUAACUAUGUCGUCUACACUCCUCUUGUUUUGGGGGUCACCACUGUCAUCUUUGAGGGGACCCCGUCCUUCCCGGAUUAUGAUCGAUUUUGGCAGAUUCUUGACCGAACCAAGGCGACGCACUUUUAUACGGCACCUACUGCCCUGAGAAUGGUGAAGAAGGCGAGACCCAAUGGCAACGCCAUGAAAAUGGACCGAUUGAGAGUCAUCGCGUCGAUUGGGGAGCCCCUCGCCCCCAACGUAUGGCAGUGGUGCUACGAGGUCCUGGGACAAAAGGAGGUGCAUGUCCUUGAUACCUACUUUCAGACCGAGACGGGCUGCCACGCCUUCUCGCCUAUGGCGGGCAUUACACCAGCCAAGCCAGGCAGCGUUGCUCUGCCUUUCUUCGGCUUCAAUCCAGCUCUAAUCGAUCCUGACUCCGGGCAGGAGAUUGAGGCAGACGCUACGACUGGGGUGUUGACUUUUAAACAACCUUGGCCGAGCAUCGCUCGCACCGUGUGGAGAGACCAUGCACGGUAUAUGAAGACUUAUUUCGAGGUUUACCGGGGAUAUUUUAUGACCGGCGACAGCGCCGUCCGAGACCCUGAUGGUUACUACAGAAUCCUGGGCAGAGUCGAUGAUGUCGUCAAUGUUUCGGGCCAUAGAUUGUCGACAGGUGAAAUCGAAGCGGCACUAUUAGACCACGGUGCCUUUGCUGAAGUGGCCGUGGUUGGCAGUCCGGAGGAAAGGACCGGUGAGACUCUGAAUGUGUUUGCAUGCAGGAAAGAUCAGGUCGAUUCCGACCGAUCGCAGCUCUGUACAUCUGCUAUCGAGCAUGUCGGAAGCACCAUUGGUCGGUUUGCCAUUCCCAAGCAAGUCUUCUUCGUCAGCGAUCUUCCCAAAACACGAUCGGGAAAGAUCAUGAGGCGGCUUUUGAGGAAGGUGCUCGAGGGUGAACGGAACGAGCUGGGGGAUACAUCGACCCUGCUGCGGCCAAGCAUAAUGACGGAUAUCAUUAGUGAACUUGAGAAUCAGGGCAAGACACCGCAAGCCCCCAGUGCUGGCAAUAUCCCACCCCCCAAUCAGCCCAGCGUCAGCGUCCCAUACCCAUUUGAAGGCUACAACCUGACUGCUCUUGACCACAUCCUUCCACCGUGCCACAUGUUCAUGUUCCUCACUCUCGAAAACGCCUCCCGGGAAGGGAUCGAUGUCCUGAAAGGGGGAGUCCAGCGUCUGGGCCAGCAUUUCCCAUUUUUGACAGGGGUGGUCGUCCCAUCCAGCCAGGCAGCGGGUAAAGAAGGGGUAUUUGAAGUCCAACCCGUGAGUUCAUCCUUCCUGGAACUAUACCCAAUGCUCCAGAUCGAUUAUGGUCCAGAAUUGGACGACAUCUCGCCAGACGACUUCAUUCAGCAGCAAUAUCUCCCGAUUCCGUUUCUGAUGGCUCCCACGGACCCAAUGCCGUUGAUUCGCUUCAAGGCCAACGUGACAAAAAACAGGAUCAUCCUUUGUGUGGUCUAUUACCACAAGGCCUUGGACAGCACGAGUGUGUCAAUCACUCUCAGGGCACUUGCGGAACUUUGCAAACAUUCUGAAUUAUCUCCCAACCUCCUGCCCAGCAGUGUGAGAGCGGAGGAAUCAUCUCGACACCAUCUUGCAAAUCCGGCAGCUGGGGAGCCCCUGCCGCUCAAUUGGACAUUGGCUCCUCUUUCACUCGACCCUAAGCUACCUGAAGACCCCGGUAAAGUUCCAACGAGUCGGCGAUUCAGUCUCAGUUACGAAAAGGUCACCCUGCUGAAAGAUGCCUGUAAUGCAGUUCUGGCAGCUCUCCCUCUGAUUGACGGUAAUACCAGGCCGCUGCUUCUGACAUCGAAUGAUAUCCUCACAGCCCUGGUCGGGCUCUGUGGGAACAAGGCGCGUUUGGAUACCGUGCCUGAACACGUUCCCUCGCCCAAGGUGAUCAUCGCCGCGAACGUGCGCAAACAGUGCCGCCUCCCUGAAACAUACAUGGGCAAUGCCCUGGUAGCGGUGGAAUCCCCCUACGAUACCAAUUCAUUUCCCAAGGCGGCGGUGCCUCCGGACCUCCCGGGGACGUUGAACAAGCAGCUGGCGUGCCUUUACAACAUAGCCCUGUCGCUCCGGAGACAGGUCAAUACUCUUACUGAAAGCUACAUGCAAGGCAUUUUGCGCACCAUCUCGGCAUCCCACGAUCUGUCCACAUGUUUCCCCGAUUACGGAAAUAGUAUCAUCGUGUCGAAUCUGCGGUGGAUGGACUUUUACCUUGACUUUGGACCGCUUGGCAAGGUCCAACGAUACGAUAUCCCGGAAAACAAGGUGCCGGGGGUGUGUUGGAUUCUACCAGCUCGUGCCAGCUCCGAUCCAUUUGAGAUGAGAGUCGUGCUGGAGAAGGUGGCUGUAGAACGGCUGCAGGAAGACAGUUUGUUCCAGUGGAUGUUAACAGCGUAG
Messenger RNA from Aspergillus affinis, 3429 nucleotides. RefSeq lists its product as uncharacterized. Lineage: Eukaryota; Fungi; Ascomycota; Eurotiomycetes; Eurotiales; Aspergillaceae. The record is from RefSeq and is a predicted model, not a curated record. The transcript has 6 exons. The coding region runs from base 1 to 3429 and encodes 1142 amino acids. Gene Ontology annotation, molecular function: AMP binding; acetyl-CoA synthetase activity. Gene Ontology annotation, cellular component: cytosol.